GAUGUGAGAGAUACAUUAGACCAGCACGGUGUUGAAUACUCAUUCAAUACAAGACCAUUAUAGUACAAAAGAAAAAAAGACACUUAUUGAGGAAUAUAAAAACGAAAUGUUUAAUUUUAAACCAAGGCGCGUAAACAACAAGUAAAGAAUAUAUUGGAAUUAAAAUACAUCGGCCAGCUAGUCCUCAAAGGAUUCAUAAAGCAUUUAUUUUUGGAAUUGACAAAAACACAUGAGGAUAUUAAAGUUGCUUUAAGGACCCAGUAAACCGACCGAGGCAUACAGACUGGAGUAUAAACACAAAGGAAACUAGCCCCAGAAGCUGAAAACAAAAUUAAAAUGGAUUCAAAUCAGGGACAGUUCCCCUAAGAUAUGUGCAGAUGAUCAAAUGACUAGAGAAAACUAGAGAGCUCUAUGCAAAGCUGCUGGAUUGCUAACUCAACAUGCUUACUGUACAUGAAAAUAAAAUCCACCCAGAUGAAGUGGAUACCUACCACGGCAGUUUCAUCAGCAGAAGUCAAAUAUUGUUCAGCACGAACCAAAAGCAACACUGCAUUAGGUCUUGGAUUAAAGAAAAUAUCAAGAAGAAAGAGUGCAAGUAUUAUGUGGAAAACACAGCAGGAGCAUUCGUUGGAAAAGAAAUCUGUAUGUGUGGCUAUAUUAAGGCGUCUCAUUCCGAAGAAGCUGUUAAACAUGAAGAGUUCCUGGGUGAAACGUGGGAUCCGAAGAGGCAUGUCAGUGAAGAACCUACUGAUGCGUACGGGGACAUCAGGUUCACUGGCUCGGUGCAAAACAUUGGCAAGUUUGUGCGGGUCUCCUCAGACACUAAACCGGACACCCUGUACAAGCUGAUGAGAGACCACUGGGGGCUCAACGUUCCCAACCUGCUGAUCUCAGUCACCGGAGGAGCCAAGAACUUCCACAUGAAGCCCAGGCUGAAGAACAUGUUCCGCAGGGGACUCAUCAAGGUGGCCCGCUCCACAGGUGCUUGGAUUGUGACGGGGGGCUCCCAUGCCGGGGUAAUGAAGCACGUCGGAGAAGCUGUUCGAGACUACACCAUGAGCAGCAGCUCCAAGGAAGGGAAGAUCGUGGCAAUCGGCAUAGCAACCUGGGGGAUUGUACACAACCGUAAAUGCCUGGUCAGCAGUGAGGGAAAGUUCCCUGCCGAGUACACCCUGGAUGAGGAGAGUCAAGGCAGGCUGUCCUGUCUGGAUACCAACCACUCCCACUUCAUCCUGGUAGACAAUGGCACUAACGGUACAUAUGGUGUGGAGAUCGCACUGAGGGGCAAGCUGGAGAAAUUCAUCUGUGAACAGACCCUGGAAAGCACAGACAAUGGAAUAAAAAUCCCUGUCGUCUGUGUAGUACUGGAGGGAGGACCAGGCACAUUAGACACUAUCUACAGUGCCAUGAUGAACGGCACCCCAUGUGUAGUGAUGGAGGGGUCAGGGCGUGUGGCGGAUGUGAUUGCUCAGGUGGCAAACCUGCCUCUGUCUGAGAUCACAAUUUCACACAUCCAGAAACAACUGAAGACAUACUUUGCUGAGGACUUCAAAACCUUUUCUGAUAUCAAAAUCUUGGAAUGGACUAAGAAGAUUCAGGACAUAGUGAGAAUGCAGCAGCUUUUGACAGUUUUCCGGUUAGAGAAAGAAGACCAGAAUGACGUGGAUGUAGCCAUCCUCCAGGCACUUUUGAAAGCUUCGAAAAGCCUUGAUAAUCAAGGUAAAGAGAACUGGGAUCACCAGCUCAAGCUGGCUGUAGCCUGGAACAGAGUGGACAUCGCCAAGAGUGAGAUUUUCACAGAUGACAAGCAGUGGAAGUCCAUUGACCUGAGUGAUGUGAUGCUGGCAGCGCUGUUGGGAGACAAGCCUGACUUUGUGAAGCUGUUUCUUGAGAAUGGGGUGCACCUGAAGGAGUUCCUGACUGAGAAGAGGCUGCUGGCACUCUACAACAACCUGCCACCCACCAGCUUGUGCCUCCGCAGGAUCCUGAAGAAGCAGGAGGAGGAGAAGCUGUACGUGAAGAAGCCCAGGACCUCCUCCAGCUGGAGCAUCCAGCUGUACCACGUGUCCGACGUGCUCUGCGACCUGCUGGGUGGCAUCACCAAGCCCCUCUACCCCAGGCCCAGGGACAGGUCAACGCAUGCAGUGCCAAUACCACACAUCAGGAUAAACCUUGGAUCAAAUGACCUGGAGAGUUCAAUAGUUGAAGAGGAAGAGCUUGAUCCUACCAGAGACCUCUUCAUUUGGGCAAUUUUAGAAAACAGGAAAGAGAUAGCCGACAUUAUCUGGCAACAGAGCCAGGAUUGCAUUGCCACAGCCCUGGCAGCCAGCAAGAUCCUGAAGGAACUAGCCAAAGAGGAGGAGGACACAGACCUGUCAGAGGACACAGGAGCUCUUGCAGAGCAAUACGAGAAACAAGCCAUUGGGGUGUUUACAGAGUGCCACCGGAGAGAUGAACUUCGUGCCCAAAGGCUGCUGACCCGGGAGUCGGGGACCUGGGGGAACACGACCUGUCUGCGUCUGGCUCUGGAGGCUGACGACAAAAACUUUGUGGCGCAAGGAGGAGUCCAGACCCUUCUUACACAGAUCUGGUGGGGAGAGCUGGCGGUGGACACCAGGAUGUGGAAGGUGUUGUUGUGCAUGUUUAUCUUUCCUCUCAUCUACACUGGCCUCAUCACAUUCAGACAGGACGAGGAGAUCAAAAAGAGAAACCCUCAAAGAGACAUUAUGGACAGCAAUGACUCUGUGGCACUGAACUCCACUGACAAAAAGCUGCAAUCCCGAUCUUGGAGGCUCUCUGAGGAGAACCUGAAGCCACUGACACGUUGCAGCCGCCUCACAGGUUUCUACAGCUCUCCCGUGGUCGUCUUCUACUGGAACAUCUUGUCCUACUUCGGGUUCCUCUGGCUGUUUGCCUAUGUGUUGAUGAUCGAUUUCCAGGUCACUCCAUCAUGGAAGGAGAUACUGCUCUACAUCUGGCUCUUCACUCUGGUUUGUGAGGAGAUUAGGCAGUUUUUUCAUGAUCCAGAUGGAUUUGGGUUUCGUAGGAAGGCAGCCAAUUACUUCAGUGACCAAUGGAACCAGUUUGAUGUGGUUUCGAUUUGUAUUUUCAUAGCUGGACUAGCAUGCAGGUUGACCACCACUGCUUUCUAUGAGGGCCGGAUCAUUCUUGCCCUUGAUUUUAACAUUUGGUGCCUGCGCCUGAUGGCCAUCUUUACAGUUAACAAAAAUCUUGGACCAAAGAUUAUCAUAGUGAAAAGAAUGAUGAAGGAUAUCUUCUUCUUCCUGUUUUUGCUGGCAGUUUGGGUGUUGGCGUAUGGAGUUGCAAACCAAGCCAUCCUGAUCCACAAUGAGGAGCGCCUGGACUGGAUCAUCCGGGGAGCUGUCUACGAGCCGUACCUCACCAUAUUUGGCCAGAUACCGUCAAGAAUUGAUAAUAAUGAUUUUGACAUCAGUCAGUGUACUGUAGCUGGCACUGACCCUCUGAAACCAAAGUGCCCAGUUCUCAGUGACAAUAACCAGCCUGCUUCCCCGCAGUGGAUCACCAUCAUUUUGCUUUGCAUUUACCUGCUUUUUGCGAACAUAUUGUUACUCAACCUUCUGAUUGCAAUGUUCAACUACACAUUUCAAGAUGUUCAGGACAACACAGACAAGAUCUGGAAGUUCCAGCGUUAUGGUCUGAUUGUGGAGUACCACAGCCAGCCUCCAUUCCCGCCCCCUUUGAUCAUCUUCAGUCACCUCCACUUUCUCAUAGAACACAUCUUCUGCAGGCCUAAGACUCACAAGCAGUUCAAGGAGAAGUUGCCAUGGAACCAAGAAACUGGGCUGCUUUCAUGGGAGGCUUUCAUGAAAGAAAACUAUCUGACAGACCUGCAUAACGAACUGAAUCAGAGCACUGAUAACAAGAUACGGGACACUUCAGAAAAAGUUGGCAUGAUGGUGGAUUUCUUGGAAAGAGACAAGGAAAGACAAUGUGGUAUUGUGGAGAAGAGACUGGCCCAUCUCGAAGAACAGGCGUUGCUGUCUGCUAAAGCUUUAAACUGGAUUAUGAAUGCUCUAAAGAGUAAAGGUUAUGGUUGUCAAGACGAAGUUCCACUGCUUUUACCCAACAGUAAAAGUAUCGAUACAGCAGACAUGAACUCCACAGAGGAGAGUGACGAUGGAAAUCCUCAUUAUCACCUCAAUGCUCGACAGCUUCUCUACCCUGCUUCCAGUGUGAAACGCUUUCCAGUUCCGGAUGAGAAAGUACCUUGGGAGGUACAGUUUGAUGCAUACAGCCCUACAAUUUAUAAUUCAGAUAGUGUAUCAAGAGCAAACAGUGAGAAUCACAAAGAAUCUUCAGAUGUUGCCUCCACAGCGAACUGCAAAAACCCAGUAGGAAGGACUGGUUUGGAAGGAAAGGGGAAGUUAUACUGGUUGGGACCAAAUCAUGCCCUGGACCCAGUCAUUACACGCUGGAAGAGGAGCUCCGAUGACUCAGUGUCCAAGACAGGCACAAAGAAAGUUUUGGAAUUCUUUGCUAUCAAGCGCAAAAAAUAUGAGCUUUGGGCCUUUCCAGGGGGAGUGCUUCAGCUGGGUGAGACUUUACCAAAAAGGCUGAAGCAGCUGCUAAACACCAAGCUACAGGAAGAGGUCCAGAGCAUGCUGGGUGCCGCCACCAAGGUUUAUGAGGGAUAUGUUGAUGACCCCAGGAACACAGAUAAUGCAUGGGUUGAGACUACUGCAAUCAAUAUACACUUUGAUGAUACCAAGCACUCAGUGCUUGAAUAUUUAAAUACAAUGUGUCUACAAGACUCCAAUACAGACGUCUCUGUCAGGUGGCAGGUAGUGGAUCAAAAGAUCCCUCUGUAUGGGAACCACAAAGAGAUUCUGCAGAAAGUUGCUCAAAUCCAUAAUGCACAUUACUGACGCAUGCGACUCACACUGCUGAAAAGUUUAAAGAAUGACGGUCUUAUGUGCUUAAAUACCCUUCAUUUGUAACAUGCAAUGUGAAAAUGAAUGUAAUUUAAGAGUGAAAUAUACAUAGGAAACAGGUGGUUAUUUUUUCCUUACUAGUAAAGACGCUCCGCGCGGAGUGCAGGAUGUGCCCUAUAGCCUGGAGAUCGCAGGUUCGAAUCCAGGCUAUGUCACAGCCGACCGUGACCAAGAGUUCCUAGGGGAUGGCGCACAAUUGGCUCAGCGCUGCCUGGGUAGGGAGGGCAGUGGAGCCGCCAGAUCUGUGUUGUCCUCCGGGACUAUAGGUUUGGUGGCAUUGCUGUGGAUCUGCAGUGCGAAAAAUGGCGGCUUGGCAGGAGCACGUUUCGGAGGACGCGUGUUCCAGCCGCCGUUUCCCGAGUCGGCGGGGGGGGGGGGGGGGUUUGCAAGCGGUGAGCCGAGGAUACAGAUAAUAAUUGGGCAUGCUAAAUUGGGGUGAAAACCGGGGUAAAAUAAUUGGCGACGACUAAAUUAAAAAAAAAACUUUUGUACUUUAAAGCAUGAGUUUUUUUUUUUUUUUUAAAGAACAUUAUAGUUGAUUUUUUUUAAUUCAUUCAUUCAUUAAUCAUUUUUAAGUAAGAAAACUAUUUUGCCAAAGAUCCUGAGAGCACUUUAUUACGUUUUGUCAACACAAUGAGACUGUUAGUAGCACAUACAGAAAACUUUUGCAGAUUUAAUAUUUUCCAGCAGGCUGAUUUCAAAAGUCAAUGUUAUAGAAUUACACAAGGUGUGGGGGGCAUAGAAGAGAGGACUGUGCCUAAUGUUGCCCCCUAAUGAAAGCGACCAGUUGUUGUCUGUCUGUCAUAUACAGACACUGUGUUCCAUAAGUAGGCAGUUUCCUUUUACAAAACUUCCAUCUUCGUCCAUGGAAAAUGAAUACAGCUUAUCUGUGUGCUGUUAGUGGUCACAUACUUAAGGAACACACAAUACAGACAUGCUGUUCAUAAGUAAAUAGAUGCUAUAUAAACACUUAUUGCAUGGCAAUCAGCAACAGUGAGUUUUAAUUGUAUGUAAAACUAUUGUAUGUAUCUUUAAAGUCAAAGAAAACCUGAAAAGCAAGUACAAUUAAGAAUAAGCAUUACCUCAAAACAAAUCAAUACAUUGUAUAAUCUUUCUGUUUUUUCAUGUGAUAUAUACAUCUUGAAAUGUAGAAUGCCAGCUUCAUGUAGCACAGCCGUAUCAUCUUCUUCAGCCCCAGGCCGAUAUAAAAUAAGGAAUACUGUACAAAUACAGUAUAAAAUUGAGAAUGUUGUUGUGUUGCUAUUGCUGUAAAGUAGGGCUCUAAAUCUGUGGUUCCCAACCCUGGUCUUGGGACCGCCUGUGUCUGCUGGAUUUCAUUCCAACUGCUUAAUUAGACCCUUCAUUGAAGUGAUACUUUGCUUA
This is a messenger RNA of Acipenser ruthenus (sterlet), 6356 nucleotides long. RefSeq names its product transient receptor potential cation channel, subfamily M, member 2 (gene trpm2). Gene Ontology annotation, molecular function: ligand-gated calcium channel activity. The record is from RefSeq and is a predicted model, not a curated record. Gene Ontology annotation, cellular component: membrane. The coding region runs from base 441 to 4907 and encodes 1488 amino acids. Gene Ontology annotation, biological process: calcium ion transmembrane transport. NCBI's taxonomy places the organism in Eukaryota, Metazoa, Chordata, Actinopteri, Acipenseriformes, Acipenseridae. The transcript has 34 exons.